CUUCGUUUGCUUCGCCUUCGACCGGGCACGAGGGAGCUGCCGAUCCAGGGUGAUCUCAUCGUACGACCGGUAUUUGAGGGAAACAUAUCCUACAUCGCGUUAUCGUACUCUUGGGGCACCCAUGCGAAAACCCAAACCGUCUUUCUCAGAGCCGGCAGAACGAGUCUGAACAUCUCCCCUCAUCUGCAUGCCGCGCUUCGCCAUCUACGAGAUCAAGAACGUUGCGUCGACGUCUGGGUCGAUGCCAUAUGCAUCAACCAAGAAAACGACCUCGAGCGCACGGCGCAAGUCCAAAUCAUGGCGCAAAUCUACAGCCAGGCGGAUGAAGUCCGAAUCUGGCUCGGU
Dissoconium aciculare CBS 342.82 is the source of this 345-nucleotide messenger RNA. Its product is annotated as HET-domain-containing protein. The annotation marks the transcript as partial. NCBI's taxonomy places the organism in Eukaryota, Fungi, Ascomycota, Dothideomycetes, Mycosphaerellales, Dissoconiaceae. The record is from RefSeq and is a predicted model, not a curated record. The transcript has a single exon.